Messenger RNA from Balearica regulorum gibbericeps (East African grey crowned-crane), 2525 nucleotides. The record is from RefSeq and is a predicted model, not a curated record. Lineage: Eukaryota; Metazoa; Chordata; Aves; Gruiformes; Gruidae.
GUUUGGUAGUCAACUGGUCAGGUCAAGGAUUGCAAAAACUGGGUCCAACCUUACCCUGUGAUGCUGAUACUCACACUCUGAUACUGGACAAAAACCAGAUAAUUAAAUUGGAACACUUGGAGAAAUGCAGGAAUCUGAUGCAGCUCUCUGUAGCCAACAAUCGUUUGGUGCGAAUGAUGGGUGUAGCAAAACUGACUAAGCUCCGGGUGCUAAACUUGCCUCAUAAUAGUAUUGGGUAUGUGGAAGGGCUGAAGGAUUUGGUGCACCUGGAAUGGCUGAACUUGGCAGGAAAUAACCUUAAGGCCAUUGAACAAAUCAAUUCCUGUCUAUCCCUUCAGCAUCUUGAUUUGUCAGACAAUAACAUAGCUCAAUUAGGCGAUCUCUCCAAGCUUACGUCGCUGAAGACUCUCUUGCUACAUGGAAAUAUUAUAACUUCACUUCGCACUGCCCCUGUUUGCCUACCUCAGAAUCUGACUGUUUUUUCUUUGGCAGAAAAUGAAAUCAGAGACUUAAAUGAGGUUUCUUUCCUGGCCUCUCUUCGUCAAUUGGAACAGUUGUCCAUUAUGAACAAUCCUUGUGUGAUGGCCACACCUUCCAUCCCUGGCUUUGACUACAGGCCGUAUAUUGUCAGCUGGUGUCUGAACCUUAAAGUUCUUGAUGGAUAUGUGAUUUCUCAGAAGGAGAGUUUGAAAGCAGAAUGGCUCUACAGUCAAGGUAAAGGAAGAUCAUACCGACCUGGGCAGCAUGUUCAGCUGGUCCAGUACUUGGCUACUGUUUGUCCUCUUAUAUCUACAUAUGGUCUCCAGACUGAAGAGGAUGCCAAACUGGAAAAAAUACUGAGUAAGCAAAGGCUCCACCAGAGGCAGUUGAUGCAUCAAAACCAAAACGAAGGACCACCUACAUCUUCUACUCCCAACAAAAUGCUACCAGUUACUUAUGAACACAGCAGUCCAGCCCAGCCACCACAGAUAGUUCUUGAAAGUGAACCUAUCGUCCAGAAGAAUUCUUGGGUUGGACCAAGUGCAAAUGAUGAUCAUUCCUAUGCAGUAAAGAACACUUUUCUUCUUGAAAGUUUUCGCAAGGAGCUAUACCUUGAAGAUAUACAGACAGAUGAAGACAAACUAAACAGCAGCCUUUUAUCCUCAGAGUCUACUUUCAUGCCAGUUGCUUCAGGAUUGUCUCCAGUGUCUCCUACUUCAGACCUGAAGCUACAUGGAAUCAAUUUGGGCCUAGAAGAUGAUGAUACAGUGAUUGAAUGUGUGAGAGAGAUUAAUAGCAGAGAAACAGCUAACAAGCAAGAAGCUUCAUGUAUUACAGGAGAGCACUCCAGCAGAACAGUGGGAAGCAUGGAAUCUCAAGAGAAUAUCAAAGAGAGUAUGCUGUUGACCUCUGAUCCAGUAACAGUGAGCCUGACGGCUAAUACUAGCAACUCUUCAGCAUCUUCUGAAGACCAAGGUCUGCAUAGUCACCCCAGCACCUCAGUAGGUGCUGAAUCGGGAGUUACAACUCUCUGUCUUGACCAGAGGGCAGGAGAAAGUUCUGAUGCAUUAGCUGUUGUUGAUCAAGGUGCAGGUGAACUACAAAGAAUGACUAAAGCAGCUACCAAGCUUCAAGCCUGCUGGAGAGGAUUUUAUACAAGGAACUACCAUCCCAGGGCCAAGGAAGUGCGGUAUGAAAUUCGGCUAAAAAGAAUGCAGGAGCAUAUCAUUUGCUUAACUGAUGAAAUAGAAAAACUAAGAAAAGAAAGAGAGGAAGAUAAGAUUCAGAGGCUUGUACAGGAGGAAGCUGUCAGAUUUCUCUGGAACCAGGUUAAAUCCCUUCAACAGUGGCAGCUUUCAGUGACACAAAAUGUAGGUGCCACUUGGCAACCUGGGAUCCCUUCAGCUGGUACUUUCUGUCCAUCCGAGCCAUCUACUCGAUCAUCCGCGCUUGAGCAAGGAGCCCCACCAGCUGUUAGUUCUGCUUGGUUAGUUCCAGCUAGUGAUGUUCUUCAGGAAAAGUCUUUGUUGCAGUUCCCAGAUUCUGGUUUUCAUUCUUCCAUGGCUGAUCAGACUCAUGCCAGUGACUUUUGUAGCUCUGAAAAGAGUUUAACAGAAGGGACUGAGAGCUCUCUUUCAAUGGAAACUGUCAAACAAUGUGGCCAUUCUGUUUCAUCGUAUUCCUCAGAUGUAGAGGAUGGCUGUGGGAAAUGUGGGCAAAGUAAAGAGAGCUCUAGUAAUGAGCAGGACAACGGACUAAUACAACAGUAUUUGGAAUCUGUUCAGCAGCUGGAAGAGGCUGAUGAAGGAACACAUUGCAAUGAUGAAACAGACGGUAGCUGGCCACCGAUCGCUGUUUCAGCAGAAAGCCAAGGUUCUUCAUUUGACACUGUCUCUGUAGACCUCCCUCAAGAUACAUCUUCCCCUGCCCGCAGUGAAAUCAGUCAGGCACCAGAAAGCUGCAAACUGAAUUCAGGAAUGGUAGAAGGGAAGCAAACGGACUGCGAUUCUUCAUUUCAGAUGCUGCAUGUUGGGAUAGCUGUGUAG